This is a messenger RNA of Nelumbo nucifera (sacred lotus), 1967 nucleotides long. RefSeq names its product PI-PLC X domain-containing protein At5g67130-like. Gene Ontology annotation, biological process: lipid metabolic process. Gene Ontology annotation, molecular function: phosphoric diester hydrolase activity. The record is from RefSeq and is a predicted model, not a curated record. Lineage: Eukaryota; Viridiplantae; Streptophyta; Magnoliopsida; Proteales; Nelumbonaceae.
UUAAAUUGUUUGAUCACGGUCUAUGGGCAGGCGAAGGGGAUUUCGUUUGUUUUGAUUUUUCCGAUUUGAUUAUUGUUUAAUGAUCUGUAACUCAUCAAAUUAAAUUCAAACUCAAUUUAUUUAUUUAUUAUUCCCCAUUCUAAUUGCUAUAGUUUAGUUAUUGGUGGAAGAAGUACCGGAAAUUGAAAAGCUAACAACUUAAAAAACGGUGCCGAAAAGCAAGAAAGGGAUAACACUCUUCCCCUACAUAAUCCCCACUUCGUUUCGCUUAUACGUCUCUGCUGCUUUUUUUUUUUCUUUCUUUCUUUUGGGCAAUCCAUUCCCUCUGCUUCUUCAAGGUUCAAUCUCUGAAACCUUGAAGGAGGGGAGAAACCCAGGAAACUAAAACAAAUGACAAAAUGCUAGAGAGACAGCGACAGCGACAGCGACAGAGAUAGAGAGAGACACAGACAGAGAGAGAAAGAAACCCUGCAACUAAUACUCUGCCUUUCUGGAUUAACAACGAAUGCUAGAGAUGAAGACCAGAAGCUUCCUUUGCAAUCUCUCCAUUGCAGUUGUGUUUUUGGCCGCUUAUCUCUUCACCUCUUCUUCCGCUCUCAAGCAAGGGCAAAUCUGCGUUAAGGACAGCAAUUGUGAUGCCGGGUUGCAUUGUGAAACGUGCGUCUCAAACGGAAACCUCCGGCCAAGAUGUACUCGAGUCCGACCAUUGAAUCCGACAUCAAAGGUAAAAGGGCUGCCGUUCAAUCGGUAUUCAUGGCUAACGACGCACAACUCGUUUGCUCUUUUGGGAGCCAAGCCGGGCAUAGGAUCUGUUCUUCUCGCUCCUGAAAACCAGCAAGACUCCAUCACCAGUCAGCUCAACAAUGGAGUUAGGGGGCUGAUGCUUGAUAUGUAUGACUUCAACAGUGACAUCUGGCUAUGUCAUUCAUUCGGUGGCCAAUGCUACAACUUCACUGCAUUUCAACCGGCCAUUAACGUGUUGAAAGAGAUUCAAUUGUUCCUUGAGGCAAACCCCACAGAGAUAAUCACCAUCUUCAUUGAAGACUAUGUCACAUCCCCACGAGGCCUGACCAAUGUCUUCAAUGCUGCCGGCCUUAGGAAAUACUGGUUUCCGGUGUCUCGGAUGCCUAAGAAUGGAGGAGAUUGGCCAACGGUUGAUGACAUGGUCCGUCAGAAUCAGCGUUUGGUGGUCUUCACCUCUAAAUCUGCCAAGGAAGCUUCUGAGGGCAUCGCAUAUGAAUGGAGAUACCUUGUAGAGAAUCAAUAUGGCGAUGGUGGGAUGAAAGCGGGUUCUUGUCCAAAUCGUGCAGAAUCAUCUCCCAUGAAUACAACGACGAGGUCACUUGUUCUUCAGAACUACUUCCCUAAUAACCCAAAUAUUGUGGAAGCUUGCAAACAUAAUUCAGCGCCACUCGUUAGCAUGAUGGGAACUUGCUAUGAAGCAGCUGGUAAACGAUGGCCCAACUUCAUCACUGUUGAUUUCUACAAGAGGAGUGACGGAGGGGGAGCCUCAGAAGCUGUAGAUGUAGCAAACGGUCAUCUAGCUUGUGGGUGCACCAACAUAGCCUAUUGCAAGGCAAAUGCGACUUUUGGAACAUGUGAGAUCCCUGAGGCGAGUGCUGGCCCUACAGCUGCAGCAGGUAACGAGACUGGCGCCGCUUCCUUAAGAAGUAGAGUAUCGUUCCAGCAUUGGGGGUUGCUAGGGACGGUCUUGAUAGCUGCUUUCUCUUCCUAAUUUAAAAGCUUUAAUUAUAUGUAUGGUUUGGCAUGAAAUAACUGUUCUUUGUAAAGGGGGAAGAGGGAAAGAAUGUCCUAAACACGAAGACGAUACAUGACCCCCAUUUAGGUUUGUAUUUAUGGAGUUGGGUCUAUUAGAAAUAUUGAAAAAUAUUAAAUUUAAUUAGCAUCCUUCUCAAUGUAUUUAUGGACCUUCUGUACUAUACAAGUUAUGAUUUCUGUUUUCUUAA